UUCUUUGAUUGGCUACUCUUCGCCCUUUCCUUCUUGUUUUGCCGCUACCUGGAACGGAAUUGCGUCACGGAAGCGCCAAAAAAGAAUUAGAGGGAGACUGGACAGUGUCUCGAGAUGCUGUUGGGUCGCUUUUCUCCGGGGUUCUUUCCCGAGGUCGCAGUGGAAAAACUGAAGGUCCUGAGCUGCUGUGACUGAAGGGAUCCGGCCCUGCGCAGGGACGUCAAAAAAGCUACGGCUGAAAAAACUCAAGACCUGAAGGGUCGUCUGAGGAGCUGGAGGCUUGGUGCUUUCCACCAAGGAGGGAGGGAGAAUCAGGCCAUUGGGAUUAGCAGGUACCCCGGAGUUUUCUCCCAUGCAAAAGACAUGAGUGGUGAGUGCAGAGGCAGAGGAUUUGGACGGGGAAGAUUUCAAAGCUGGAGAAGAGGAAGAGGUAGUGGGAACUUUUCAGGAAAAUGGAGGGGAAGAGAACACAGACCUAACCUGAAUAAAGCCAUUGGAAAAAAUAGCUCUGAACAAAUCCCACAGCCUUUGCUACUACAGUCAACAUUGGAUCAAUUCAUACCAUAUAAAGGCUGGAAGCUUUAUUUCUCUGAAGUUUACAGUGAUAACUCUCCUUUUAUUGAGAAGAUUCAAGCAUUUGAAAAAUUUUUUAUAAGGCGUAUUGACUUGUAUGAUAAGGAUGAAAUAGAAAGAAAAGGAAGUAUUUUGGUGGAUUUUAAAGAAUUGACAAAAGAUGAUGAAAUAACUAAUUUGAUACCAAAUAUAGCAAAUGAACUAAGGGAUGCACCUGAGAAAAUCUUGGCAUGCAUGGGUCUGGCAAUACAUCAGGUGUUAACUAAGGACCUUGAAAGGCAUGCAGCUGAAUUACAAGCCCAAGAAGGAUUGUCUAGUGAUGGGGAAACAAUGGUAAAUGUGCCACAUAUUUAUGCAAGGAUAUACAACUUUGAGCCCUUGACACAUCUCAAGAAUGUCCGAGCAAAUUACUAUGGAAAAUACAUUUCUCUAAGAGGGACAGUGGUUCGUGUCAGUAAUAUAAAGCCUCUUUGCACCAAGAUGGCUUUUCUGUGUGCUGCAUGUGGAGAGGUUCAAAGUUUCCCUCUUCCAGAUGGAAAAUACAAUCUUCCAACAAAGUGUCCUGUGCCUGCAUGUCGAGGGAAGUCUUUUGCUGCUCUCCGUAGUUCUCCUCUUACAGUAACAAUGGACUGGCAGUCAAUCAAAAUUCAGGAGCUUAUGUCCGAUGCUCAGAGAGAAGCAGGUCGAAUUCCACGAACAAUAGAAUGUGAACUUGUGCAUGACCUGGUGGAUAGCUGUGUACCGGGAGACACAGUGACUGUUACUGGAAUUGUCAAAGUCUCAAAUGCUGAAGAAGGUUCUCGAAACAAGAAUGAUAAAUGUAUGUUCCUUUUGUACAUUGAGGCAAAUUCUGUUAGCAAUAGCAAAGGACAGAAAACAAAGACUUCUGAGGAUGGCUGUAAGCAUGGAACAUUGAUGGAGUUCUCACUUAAGGAUCUUUAUGCUAUCCAAGAGAUUCAAGCUGAAGAGAACCUGUUUAAACUUAUUGUCAACUCACUUUGCCCUGUGAUUUUUGGUCAUGAACUCGUUAAAGCAGCUUUGGCAUUAGCACUCUUUGGAGGUACCCAGAAAUAUGCAGAUGACAAAAACAGAAUACCAAUUCGAGGAGACCCACACGUCCUUGUUGUUGGAGAUCCAGGCUUGGGAAAGAGUCAGAUGCUACAGGCAGUAUGCAAUGUUGCUCCACGUGGUGUGUAUGUCUGUGGUAACACUACGACUAGCUCUGGUCUAACUGUAACUCUUUCAAAAGAUAGUUCCUCUGGUGAUUUUGCUUUGGAAGCUGGGGCUCUGGUACUUGGUGAUCAAGGCAUUUGUGGAAUAGAUGAAUUUGAUAAGAUGGGGAACCAACAUCAAGCCCUGUUAGAAGCCAUGGAACAGCAAAGUAUUAGCCUUGCUAAGGCUGGUGUGGUUUGUAGCCUUCCUGCAAGAACUUCCAUUAUUGCUGCUGCAAAUCCAGUUGGGGGACACUACAAUAAAGCCAAAACAGUUUCUGAGAAUUUGAAAAUGGGGAGUGCCCUACUAUCCAGAUUCGAUUUGGUCUUUAUCCUGUUAGAUACCCCAAAUGAGCAGCACGAUCACUUACUCUCUGAACAUGUGAUUGCAAUAAGAGCUGGAAAGCAGAGAACUGUUAGCAGUGCCACAGUAGCUCGUAUGAAUAGUCAAGAUUCAAAUACUUCCAUACUUGAAGUGGUUUCUGAGAAACCAUUAUCAGAAAGACUAAAGGUGGUUCCUGGAGAAACAAUAGAUCUGAUUCCUCACCAGCUAUUGAGAAAGUACAUUGGCUAUGCUCGACAGUAUGUCUACCCAAGGCUGUCCACAGAAGCUGCUCAAGUUCUUCAAGAUUUCUACCUGGAGCUCCGGAAACAGAGCCAGCGGUUAAAUAGCUCACCAAUCACUACUAGGCAGCUGGAAUCUUUGAUCCGUCUAACAGAGGCACGAGCAAGGUUAGAAUUAAGAGAGGAAGCAACCAAAGAAGAUGCUGAGGAUAUAGUUCAAAUUAUGAAAUAUAGCAUGCUAGGAACUUACUCUGAUGAAUUUGGAAACCUAGAUUUUGAGCGAUCACAGCAUGGCUCUGGAAUGAGCAAUAGGUCAACAGCAAAAAGAUUUAUUUCUGCUCUCAACAGCAUUGCUGAAAGAACUUAUAAUAAUCUGUUUCAAUUUCAUCAACUUCGACAGAUUGCCAAAGAGCUAAAUAUUCAGGUUGCUGAUUUUGAAAACUUUAUUGGAUCACUCAAUGACCAAGGUUUCCUCUUGAAAAAAGGCCCAAAGAUUUACCAGCUUCAAACUAUGUGAAAUGGCUUUGCCAUGUCAAGGACUCCAUUUAAAACUGUCUCAAAAAUGAAGACUAUGUAAAAAAUUGUUCUGAAAGAUAAUGAUCUAAAAGUAAUACAUUAGGAAGAAAGUGUUAUAAUAUAAAAAGUGAUA
Messenger RNA from Urocitellus parryii (Arctic ground squirrel), 2997 nucleotides. RefSeq names its product minichromosome maintenance 8 homologous recombination repair factor (gene Mcm8). Gene Ontology annotation, cellular component: MCM complex; nucleus. The record is from RefSeq and is a predicted model, not a curated record. Gene Ontology annotation, molecular function: ATP binding; ATP hydrolysis activity; single-stranded DNA binding. Gene Ontology annotation, biological process: double-strand break repair via homologous recombination. Lineage: Eukaryota; Metazoa; Chordata; Mammalia; Rodentia; Sciuridae.